Molecule: messenger RNA, 285 nt
Organism: Didymodactylos carnosus
Lineage: Eukaryota; Metazoa; Rotifera; Eurotatoria; Philodinida; Philodinidae
Source: the annotation of a GenBank genome assembly
AUGCCAUUUACAGCUAUUGAUCAUGAUUAUUGGUUCCAUCAUGAACCGAAGGAUCGAGUCUGGUCAUGGGGACCAGAAUGGAAUUAUAAUCAUUAUGAUCCAAAAUAUGAUGUUUGGCCAGCACGAAAAUAUAUUGGAGAAUCAAUAAUGUAUAUGAUAAAUGAAUUUCAUAUUGAUGGUAUACGUUUUGAUGCUGCCACGCAGAUAGCCAAUGAUGAAUUUUUAAAAAUAAUUGUUGAUCAAGCAAAAGAAUUAGCUCAAAAGAGGUAUGAUUUGUCCAUUUGA